AUGCUGAAUACUAUUUAUGUGAUUUCCUUGAUAUUAAUAAAAUUUAUCUUUUAUAAUGAUUGUAAUAAUAAUAAUUUUUUAAGUAGUAUAGAAUUAUAUAAUUAUAAACUAAGGAAGAAAAAUAGGAUUCUAAAUAAUAAAAUAAAUGAUAAGAAAUCCUUUUUGUCUGAUUUAGAACAAAAUUACAAACCGUUAUUUGACAUAUAUGAAAUAUCAGCCAAUUUUGAGAAAAGGAGAAAAGAGUUAGAAAAAAAAACAAACGAAGAUGGAAAUGAAAAUGAAAAUGAAAAUAAAAAUAAAAUUCAAAAUAAAAAUAAAAAAGAAGAUCAAAAUAUAAAUCAAUAUGAGUUAGAGAAAGAAUAUAAAGAUGUCAUAAAUUUAUUAGAAUUAAGCUUAAGUUCUCAAAGUAAGGAUCCAAAUACUAGUGUAAGUAAUAAUGAUAAUUCUGGAAAUAAUGAAAAUAAUAUAGACAAAUCAAAUAACAAUAAUUCUUCGAAUUAUAAAAGUUCUAAAUCUCUUGAUGAAUUAAUUAAGGAUGCAAUACUCAAAUUAAAAGAGAAUCCAAAUAUUAAAAAUAAAAAUAAUUUGGAUUAUGAUAAAAUAUUUAAAAUAAUUAAACAAAAAGCGAGCAAUAAUAAUUCAGCUAAUAAUAAUAUAAAAAGGGAUGAUAAUGAAAAAUCAAAAGAGGAAAAAAAAGAAAGCAAUAAUAUACCUACAAAAGUGGAAGUGAAAAAAGAUGUCAUAAAUAGUCAACUAAAUAAAGAUGUACCAACAAAGAAAGAAAUUAAAAAUGAUAUGAUAAAUAAAAAAAGUAAUGAUGAGCAUAUUUCUAAUGAAGGAAAAUCGAAUUCUCAUAAUAAUUUUAAAACAUCAAAGAAUGAAGGAGAUAUAAUAACAAAAAAAUAUGACCAUUAUACUAUAGUAACCAAUUCUAAGGAUAUAUUAAAUGAUAUUUCUAUUGAUGCUUCAGAUAUAUCAAAAAAUAGUAUAGGAGGUAUUAAUAUACCUUUUAAUGAAAACAAUAAUAGUAGUUUUACUCAUCAAAGAUAUAUAGUAUUAUCAAACAAUGGAGAAAAAAAAUACAAAAUUGUUUUAAUGACAAAGAAUCCUAAAUUUAUGGAUAUGGAUGGUAUAUAUGAGGAAGGAGAAAAAAAAGAGUCUCUUAUUGAAUUAAAUCAAAAAAUAAACAAGCAAGAAAAUACAAACCUGUAUGAUGGAACGGGUACAUUAUAUUAUGGUAAAAAAUCAAAAAAGGAAAAAGAAAAUACACAACAAAAAGGAGGAAAUGACCAGAACGAAGACAUAAGUCAUCACAAUAAUAAUAAUAAUAAUAUUAUGAAUGACGAUAAAAUGGAUAAUAAUAAUAAUAAUAAUAAUAAUAAUGAAGAAUCACCAAGUAUGUUCAGACGUUUUAUAAAUUUUUUAAGUUUCUCAAGUAGUGAAAAUGAAACAAAAGAUACGUUAAUUUAUAAUGCCAAAAAUGAUAAGGCCCAACAAAAUAAAAAACAACAAAAUGGUAAAAAUAAUCAUAAUAAUGACCUUAAUAAUAAUAAUCGUAUUUUAUUAAAUGUUGAUAAACUUGUAGAUCAAUAUCUAUUAAACUUAAAAAAUAAUUACACAUCGAAACAAGAAUUGAUACUUGUACUUAAAGGAGAUUUAGAUCUUCAUUCAGAAAAUAUGAAUACUAUUAUAAAAAAUGCAAAACAAAAUUUAGAAAAAUAUUUUAAAGAACAUUUUAAGAACAUAGAUAAAAUAACCUAUGAUAUAUCGACACCCAUCAAUUUUCUUUGUAUUUUUAUACCAACUGUUUUUGAUAUGAAUAAUAUGGAUUUACUUAAAGAAGCACUAUUAAUAUUACAUAAUGAUUUACACGAAUAUGUUGAAAACUGGAGUUUUUCUAGUACAUACCAUACAUACGAAGCGGAUUAUAUAAAGGAACAAGAUUAUGUGGAUGAUGAUAAAGUUCCAAAGAAAAAAUUUAUAAAAGCAAGUAAAAAAUUAUAUAACAAUAAAUAUUCUUUCUUAACUAAAUUUUUAAGUAUUGAACCAAUUAUGUUAUUUGCUAAAAAGCUAAAUUCAAGACGUACAAAUAUUGAAAAAGAAAUAUUAAAUUUUUUACCUAAGGAAUUAAGAGAUUAUUCCACAUGGAAUUUAUCAAUUAUUAGAGUUUUCAAUGCGUGGUUUUUGGCUGGAUAUGGGAAUAAGAAUGUGAAAGUAUGUGUAGUUGAUUCAGGAGCAGAUGUAAAUCAUGUUGAUUUGAAUGGUAAUUUAUAUAUUCCAGAUUAUAAUGAAAAAUAUGAAAUGACUGAAGAUUUUUAUAAUUUCAUGGUAAAAAAUCCUACAGAUACUUCAGGUCAUGGUACACAUGUUACUGGUAUUAUAGGAGGUGUAGCUAAUGAUUUAGGUGUAGUAGGUGUAGCUCCUAAUAUUACAUUAAUAUCAUUAAGAUUUAUUGAUGGCAAAAAAUAUGGUGGAAGUUUUCAUGCAAUUAAGGCUUUAAAUGUAUGUAUAUUAAAUAAGGCACCAAUUAUAAAUGCUAGUUGGGGUUCUAGCCAUUUCGAUGUUAACCUACAUAUAGCAGUGGAAAGAUUAAAGUAUACUCUAAAUGGAAAGGGAAGUGUGUUAAUAGCGGCAUCUGGAAAUAAAAGUAACGAUAAUGAUAUUUCACCUUUAUACCCUGCCACAUAUACAUUUCCUCAUGUUUAUAGUGUGGCCUCCAUUAGCAGAAAUUUUGAAAUUUCUCCCUUCUCAAAUUAUGGACACAAGAGUGUGCACAUUUUAGCCCCAGGUCAUCACAUAUACUCGACUAUCCCAAAUAACUCAUACAAGAUCUUUACAGGUACCUCUAUGGCUGCUCCUCAUGUAUGUGGUGUAAGUGCUUUAGUAUAUUCAGUUUGUUAUAAUCAAGGUUUUAUUCCUCAAGCAGAAGAGGUGUUAGAUAUAUUAACAAGGACAUCUAUUAAAAUAAUUUCUACAAAGAAAAGAACGAUAAAUGACAGUUUAGUUAAUGCAGAGGGGGCAGUUUUGACUACUUUAUUAGGAGGGUUAUGGAUGCAAAUGGAUUGUUAUUUUGUUAAAUUUAAUUUAGAUAAAGGCAAGAAAAAGCAUAUUCCUGUUGUUUUCUCUGCUUACAAAAAAGGAGUAUAUGAAACAGAUAUCGUUAUAGCUAUUAUACCUUUUGAUGGGCAAUCCAAAAUAUAUGGAGAAAUUCAUAUUCCUAUAAAAAUUGUAACAGAUGUAAAUAUUCCGAAUUUCAAGGAAUCUCCACAAAGAGGAAAAACAUAUAAUAUAGAUGCUAAUGAAGCACAGCAUGAUGAAGUCCUUUCUUAUAUCUGUGAAAAUGCUUUAUAUAAUUUGUAUGAAUAUGAUGGUCAUUAUUUGUUCGCUUCUGUCAUGUUAUUUUUUCUAGCAUUAAUAUCUAUAUUUGUUGGGGUGAUAUAUAUGAAGUCGCGUAAACAUAGUAAUGACAAAUGUUCUAAACAUCUAAUGAGAAGUAGUUAUAUACCAGAAAUGGAUGAUGCUAAGGAAGAAACACAACAACUACAACAAGAAAGGAGACAAUAUUUCAGAGAAUUAUUUGGAGAAGAUAUGAAAAAGAAUUAUGAUCAGAAUUUUGUACAAGAUUUUGGUGACGAUUUUGGUCAAGAUUUUAGACAAAAUUUCAAGCUGGGUUCAAGUCCAGACUUAAAACAAGAUUCUUAUAUAGAUUUUCAAAAUAAGGUACAGGAACCUGAAAGGAAAACCGUAAAAAUAAUUAUUAAUAACUUUGAAGAUAGAAAGAAAGAGACCAAAAGAAGACUAAUGAAGGGAUUAAAUUAUAAUGGUGAAAAUGGAAAGAAACAGGAUUAUACUAAUGACAGUAUUAGCAGUAAUAUAAAAAAUUUUAAAUUCUCAAACAAUACAACAAUGAAAAAAAGUACUAAUAAAAAUGAGGACGUGAAAAUAACAUCUGACGAUAAUGUUAAUAAGGCAAUGAAUCAACUUGAUGAUAUGUUUAUGAAAUGA
Messenger RNA from Plasmodium gaboni, 4005 nucleotides. Its product is annotated as subtilisin-like protease 2. Gene Ontology annotation, biological process: protein processing. The transcript has 2 exons. Bases 1 to 4005 code for a protein of 1334 amino acids. The record is from RefSeq and is a predicted model, not a curated record. Gene Ontology annotation, cellular component: membrane. Lineage: Eukaryota; Apicomplexa; Aconoidasida; Haemosporida; Plasmodiidae. Gene Ontology annotation, molecular function: serine-type endopeptidase activity.